This is a messenger RNA of Solea solea (common sole), 771 nucleotides long. It is a transcript of the gene crybb2, whose product is annotated as crystallin, beta B2. NCBI's taxonomy places the organism in Eukaryota, Metazoa, Chordata, Actinopteri, Pleuronectiformes, Soleidae. The transcript is spliced from 5 exons. Gene Ontology annotation, biological process: visual perception; lens development in camera-type eye. The coding region runs from base 41 to 676 and encodes 211 amino acids. The record is from RefSeq and is a predicted model, not a curated record. Gene Ontology annotation, molecular function: structural constituent of eye lens.
UCUGCUGCUUUUCAGUUUCACCCUCGCCGAUCUGUUCACUAUGGCCACAGACCACCAGAACCCUGCGUCCAAGCAGCAGCAGCAGCAGCAGCCGGGCACCAGUGCGUUUAAGCUGGUUAUUUAUGAGCAGGAGAACUUCCAGGGACGCUCCCAUGAGCUGACCGGCCCCUGUACCAACCUCCCGGAAGCAGGCUGCGAGAAAGUGGGCUCCAUCCUGGUGCUGUGUGGACCAUGGGUGGGAUACGAGCAGGCCAACUGUAAGGGGGAGCAGUAUGUGUUUGAGAAGGGGGAGUAUCCUCGCUGGGACUCCUGGACAAACAGCAGGCGCAGUGAAACCGUUCUUGCAUUCCGCCCAAUUAAAGUGGACAGCCAGGAGCACAAGAUUGUCCUUUAUGAAAACCCCAGCUUUGCAGGGAAGAAGAUAGAAAUCGUAGACGAUGACGUCCCCAGUUUUCAUGCACAUGGCUACCAGGAGAAGGUCUCCUCUGUGAGGGUUCAGAGUGGCAUCUGGGUGGGCUAUCAGUAUCCAGGCUACAGAGGAUACCAGUACCUGUUUGAAAAGGGGGAGUACAAGGACACCGCCGAGUUCGGAGCCCAGAUUCCUCAGAUCCAGUCAGUUCGGCGCAUCCGAGACGUGCAGUGGCAUCAGAGGGGAGCUUUUCACCCCGUCAACUGAUGAGCUUGUGACCUUUUCUCUGCACCAACAGCUUCGGCCCUACAAUCCCAACAUCACAUAGCAUUUGGAUUUUUAUUUCUUGCAGCUGUUGCAAA